AGCGCACUAAGCUACCUCAUUUCGUAUGCUACUGGAAGACAUGGGGGCUGUGUUUCACAGCCAUCACUGACAGCGGCACAGCUGAGAGUCCACUUAUAACAAGAAAUACAACUGAGAGCCCUUUUCAUAUCAAGCUGCCAGGUCAGGCGUGAAUAUGGAGUCUAUGCUGAACAAGCUAAAAAGCACUGUCACCAAGGUGACGGCGGAUGUCACCAGUGCUGUCAUGGGCAACCCGGUGACACGGGAGUUUGAGGUUGGACGACAUAUCGCCAGCGGUGGUCCUGGCUUGUGUUGGAGGAUCUACAAUGGCACAAAGAAGUCCACAAAACAGGAAGUGGCUGUGUUUGUGUUCGACAAGAAGAUGAUCGAUAAGUACCAGAAAUUUGAGAAGGACCAAAUUGUUGAUUCGCUAAAGAAAGGGGUGCAGCAGCUGACCAGACUGCGUCACCCCCGUCUCCUGACCGUGCAGCAUCCCCUGGAAGAGUCACGAGACUGCUUGGCGUUCUGCACAGAGCCGGUGUUUGCCAGUCUGGCCAACGUGCUGGGCCAGUGGGAGAAUCUGCCCAGCCCCUUGCCCAGUGACAUCAAGGAGUACAAACUCUAUGAUGUGGAGACCAAGUACGGCCUGCUACAGAUCUCGGAGGGUUUGUCCUUUCUCCACAGCGGGGUGAAAAUGGUCCACGGCAACUUGUGUCCAGAGAACAUCAUCCUCAACAAGAGUGGAGCCUGGAAGAUCAUGGGCUUUGACUUCAGCAUCUCCUCCACAAACCCCUCGGAAGCUGAGCCCAAGUACUCGUGUAAAGAAUGGGAGCCCAACCUUCCUCCGCUCUGCCUCCCCAACCCUGAGUACCUGGCUCCUGAAUACAUCCUGUCCGUCAGCUGUGACUCCGCCUCCGACAUGUACUCGCUGGGCGUGGUCAUGCAUGCCGUCUUCAACGAGGGCAAGCCUGUUUUCCAAGUCAACAAGCACGACAUUUUUAAGAGCUUCAGCAGGCAGCUGGAUCAGCUGAGCAGCAUAAGUCCUGCAGUGCUGAACAAGAUCCCAGAGGAGGUUCGGGAGCAUGUCAAGAUGCUGCUCAGCGUCACAUCCACCGUCCGGCCAGAUGCAGACCAAAUGACAAAGAUUCCAUUUUUUGAUGACGUGGGUGCUGUGACCCUGCAGUACUUUGACUCCCUCUUCCAGAGAGACAACCUGCAGAAGUCCCAGUUCUACAAAGGCCUUCCCAAAGUCCUGCCCAAACUCCCCAAGAGAGUGGUGGUGUAUCGAAUCUUGCCGGCGCUCACCUCUGAGUUCGUCAACCCGGACAUGGUUCCCUUCGUGCUGCCCAAUGUGCUGCUGAUCGCCGAGGAGUGCACCAAGGAGGAGUACAUUCGUCUCAUCAUGCCUGACCUCACGCCUGUGUUCAAGCAGCAAGAGCCCGUUCAGGCUAGUAACAUGAUCCUGCUGAUAUUCCUGCAGAAGAUGGACCUACUGUUGACCAAAACACCCUCGGAGGAAAUUAAGAACAGCGUGCUGCCGAUGGUCUACAGAGCUGUGGAGGCACCUUCUGUACAGAUCCAGGAGCUGUGCCUGAACAUCAUCCCGACGUUCGCCAACCUGAUUGACUACCCGUCCAUGAAGAACUCCCUCAUCCCUCGGAUCAAAUCAGCCUGCCUGCAGACCUCUUCACUCGCUGUACGAGUGAACUCUCUGGUGUGUCUGGGGAAGAUCUUGGAAUAUCUGGACAAGUGGUACGUCAUCGAUGAGAUCCUGCCCUUCCUACAACAGAUCCCCUCCAGAGAACCAGCAGUACUCAUGGGAAUACUCGGAAUCUACAAGUGCACCUUCAGCCACAAGAAGCUUGGCAUCCCCAAAGAGCACCUCGCCACCAAGAGCCUGCCGCACCUCGUCUCUCUGAGUAUAGACAACAACCUCAACCUUAAUCAGUUUAACUCGUUCAUGGUGGUCAUACGGGACAUGCUGACUCGCAUGGAGACUGAACACAAGACCAAGUUGGAGCAGCUGCACAUCAUGCAGGAGCAGCAGAGGAGUAUAAACAUCUCAAAUCCAGGGCACCCACCAGAGGAGACCAAGGGCCCACCAAGCAGUGGCAACCAGAUUGAUGAUAUCUUCGGCAGCUCGGGGGUUAAUGGCAAAGAGAAUGGAUCCGCAGCAGCGGCCCCACAGCCUAAUAGAAUGUCUCUGACUCUAGAGGAGAAACAGCGACUGGCUAAGGAGCAGGAGCAGGCAGCCAAACUGAGGAACCAGCAGCCGUUAGCACCACAGAGCGUCAAACCAGCCAGCACCUCAAACACAAAGACUAAGGAUCUGACAAGCAGCCUGCUCAACAACAUGACAUCUCUAAACAGCCUGUCAUUGGCCAACUCACCACGACCAGCUCCGGUGCAGGGCACCACCAUGUCUGCCUUCCCCUCCCCCGGCCCCAUGGUGGGCUCCAUGGGCGCCUCAGUCUCCAACGGGUUCAACCCACCCAUGGGCUUUCAGACAGGAGGCAUGGGCAUGGGGAUGGGCAUGCGGCCUACAGGCCCCGGCCUCUACGGCGGCAUGGCCACCACCACCAGCACCCCAAACUUUGGAGCCCUCUCACAGAACCAAGGACCCAUGGGGCAGACAAGUAAAGCCCCCGACCUGUCAGCCUUGGACAGUCUUUUCUCACCCAGCCAGCCCAAAGUCACCCUCAACCAAAUGGGUCCCAAGCCUACACCUGGCACCAACACUCCUUGGAUCAGUCAGUUUGGUGCAGCCCAGAACGCUCAGACUCAGAUGCAGGGUGCACCAGUGGGCAUGGGAGGAGUGCCCAGCGGGUUUGGGAUGCAAGCAAACCCUUUUUUCAGCCCACAGAACUUUGCUCAACCUGCUGCUGCCCCAAGCCUGAACCAAAGUGGAGUUAAACAUAGUGCGUCUGUCAACAACGAUCUGAAAGACUUAUUCGGCUAAACUAAAUAAAAAGUAGAUGCUAAGUUGAGUAUAUUCUUUUAAUAACUUCGGACAGAAGAGCCUUGAAUUCUCACAGAACAAUACACUGAUUGAAUGUGAAGAUUUCCUCUCAAAGGCGCUGCUGUCUGUAUUUUUAAUCUGACCUGGUAUAAAUUCUGACUCUCGCUCACAUUCAGCUGGCAAAUUAACCUGCACCUGAAUUCCAUUUCUACUUGACCAGAAGGACAAACGGUUGGGGUGGGAAAUACUUCUUCUAUGCUGUUCUUUAAAUGCUGGGGGUUUCCUACUGUUUUGUACUUGACAUUCUUUGGGAGUCCAAAUGUCGUGGGUUGAGAUGAAUCCCAACUCAGUUUAUUCAGGAAGGUUUUGUGUUCAUUUGAUGAAUGAGUGGAUUUCACUUCCUGAACAAGUUGCAUCAGAAUCACCCCUUAAAGGGAAACGUCGGUAUCUCUCAACCUGGACCCUGUUUUCCUGAGUUUUUGUGUCUGAGUGAGUAAUGGGAACAACAGUUUUUGAAACUGGUCCAGUAUUGAGAGAGACCACUGCAGGUGUGGCGUCAAAACAGGCUGUGAUGUAGUCCCUAUGGGAAAUUGUGCACCGUCAAUUUACGUCCAGAAAAAGUGCUUUUUUUUGCCACUGACAGGCUCAAGUUGUUGUUAGAAGUGUCUUACCUUCCCCUGGUCUGUUAGUUAAAGUGACAAAGUCUCACCCAAGGAGAAGUCUGGUUUUGAGAUCUCACAAGAGAUGACUUGUUGCAGGAAAAACAAUGGCGCAAUCAUUAGUAAGAGUUGGAGAGAGGAGUGCCUGCAAGAAUUUGUUGUGUUGGAGUACAGAACAUGUAGCUUAGUUCAAUGGUUCCCAACUAGUUGGUCACGGAUCUACUCUGAAUGGACCACAAGUGACUCAUGAAUGUGUCAAUUUUGUGAAAAACACCCUUUAUAUUGAAGUACAGUGGAUUUCUGGCACAGAUCUUUGAAUUCAAAAUGCCGUUUCCUGCUGUAGAGUGAGCAACUAAUGGACAGCUACUUGACAGAGACAGCAAUCUAGCUCACUGACAUGGCCGGACGCAAGUUUGACGCUACAUACAUUAAACUGUGGACCUUGAACUAAUGACUAAGGAGAAAUCUGGACCCCGUGGCUGGACCAGUUUGGAACCACUGGCUUAGUGUUAUCUAAAAGAUUUUCAGUGUCAUGGCUGAAUAUUAAGCUGAUUUUGGCGAUAGGGAAAAAUCUUCAAGAUUCCAGGAUGAGAUUUCUCCUUGAGUGAGACUUGGCAACAAACACGAAAGCCCAUUUUCUACCACAGAAGUACCCAAGAACACCCAAUAGCAUCUGGCUUUUGUACUUCAUGGCAAAGGUUACAGUUGGCAUUCACCUCCAGGACAAAUGACUCUGUAGUAGUCAUGGGUGUUUAUCCCCUCUAGCUCCAAUUUGCUCUGAUUGGAUGUGAUGGAAAUACAGAAAUCGGAAGGACGUGCUAAUUUUAGUCCCUUUGCGCCACUGGCCUCCAUGUUGCUUUCUGCUGUGUACUAACCUGUUUCCUGGCUUGUCCGGGACGUCGAAUGUGACACAACAGAAAAAAAAUAGGCAUACUUGCCCAAACAAGCACUGUUAAUGGACUUAAAUUGAUAGUGCACAAGUGGCGAUAGGGAUUACACUGAGCCUGUUUCACCUCUGUGGCUGCAGCGGUCAGUCUCAACACUGGACCAAUGUCAAAAUCUGUUGUCUCCAUUCGUAGCUAUGACACAAAAACAUGAGAAAAUAAGGUCCAGGUUGGAAAAACACCACUUUCCCUUUCAGAAUUAGCAGAAAAACAAGGUAAAAAAAAAAAAGGCUUCACAUCUGCUGGGUUUCAGGCUUCUGCAUCUUUACUGCUUUUCCGGACUAUUUUAGGCUUUGCUGCAUGUCUAAAGUGAUCAGAGAGUUGGCUUAAGAACAAAAACCCGCUCACACACACACCAAAGAUGUGUGAGCCCAGUGGGAGGUAGCUUGACGUGUAGCACUGACGAGCCUGCAGUCACUGAUCUGCAUCCAGGAGGCUCCUCUGUGGGGACUAUAUGAAAGGGGGUGUAGGAAGAUGACAGCCCAACAGUUUGAGGUUCAGAGUGGGGGGGGGGGGAAACAAGUAGCCCCACUGCAGUCUGUCUCCAUGGUGACUGUUUCUCUGCAGCACCAGAAACUCCCAUUUUGUGAGCACAAAUCGGACUGUGGUCAUCUUUGGUCUCAUUCUUUUCUGCUUUGGGUUGCUUCAUUUGACAUCUAAGCAUGUUAAAAAGCGAAGGGUUAGUUUCGUCCGGUCAAAGUUUGAUGACGACCAUUUCAUCUCCUCUGGUAUCAAUUUCUGUAAAUGCAGUAUGAAUGAUUUCUCUGUGUCUUAUAGCGGAGUAGGGCGUGUUGAGUAGCAAUUACAGCAGUGUCCUUUAACAAGAUGCUAAAGCUAAAGGCGACAAACGAGGACCGUAUGCACUGCUUAGGCUUUCGUGCCUUACAUGGGUACACAUGUAGGACUAGACAGACAGCGCUCAUCUGUUACUCAAGUAUUAAUAGUUUCCCUUUUUAAUCAGCUGUCUGCUUCUCAAAUUACUUGCUUUGCUGCACGUUACUGAACUCGACCACGAAAGAUCUAAAGCUAGAUUUUUAGCAUCUUUUCUAACGAUGAUUCCUAAUGAUUCCAGCGACCUUUUCUUUCUCGCAUCCAGCUGGGUUUGCUCGGAUGAGGUUUUUGAGGGUCUCAAAAUGCAAAUUUCCUUUGACCAAUUUGUACAAUGAUGAAGAUUAUCACUAUAUAUUUUGAUUUCAGCACUUUUCAGCUGUCCGAGGACCUGUGCUGGCGACAUGUUAUUAUGAAGUGUAAAUAAAUAGCUAUUUAAAGAUGGAUUGCUCUGUGAGGGCCUUGGCAUUUGUAUGUCCUUGUGAUAAUGGUUAAGAGGCCUUAGAUGAGUCGUGUGCAAUAAUCAUUAUUGGUUGCGUGUCGACCGGCUCGACCGGCCGUCGACGUGUCCUUACAUUCAUGUCCGCCGACCUACAAUAGCUACAUGUCAGAUUUUCUAAACAGCCGAUCAUUAACGUGUACUCAUUCUGAAUCUUACAUUUUUGAAGAGGAUCGCACCGUUUUAGGGUUUUUAGAUGCACCAUGGUCACACUGUGUUUCUGCUGACAAUGAUUGUUGUUAACAUGCUGAAGUGUAAUGUCUGGAUUAACUUUUGUUUUUUUGUGUAAUGACGCCACCUGUACAAGGUGAGCUCCCUUUCAGCCGCAUGGCAGUGAAUUGGACUCUUCAGGUUCUGUUUAUUUCCCCGUUUUUUUUUUUGUCACACGAGACUACAAAAGUCUCCGCAAUCGGAGCUUUUUCAUCUGUGGAGUGCAGUUUUGACUGUGAAGCGUGCGUCACAUAUCCCCAAAGCAGAAAACUAAAAAGCUUAUUCUUCUACAAGAUUGUUUGUAUACCACUGCUGUCAAUGUAUGUGUCGUGUGGCCCUUGUUUUAUGUGUUAAGGUGCUGGUCUCUGAGGUGGUUCAAUGAAAAUCUGUACAUAUAAAGGAAAGUACACAAUCUAAUACUC
Molecule: messenger RNA, 6500 nt
Organism: Epinephelus lanceolatus (giant grouper)
Lineage: Eukaryota; Metazoa; Chordata; Actinopteri; Perciformes; Serranidae
Gene: scyl2
Product: SCY1 like pseudokinase 2
Biological process (GO): protein phosphorylation
Molecular function (GO): ATP binding; protein kinase activity
Source: RefSeq, a predicted model, not a curated record